Cantharellus anzutake is the source of this 492-nucleotide messenger RNA. RefSeq lists its product as uncharacterized. The transcript is spliced from 2 exons. Bases 1 to 492 code for a protein of 163 amino acids. The record is from RefSeq and is a predicted model, not a curated record. NCBI's taxonomy places the organism in Eukaryota, Fungi, Basidiomycota, Agaricomycetes, Cantharellales, Hydnaceae.
AUGUCUCGUACACAACCUUGGGUGCCUGGUUCUCCUGAGCAGCUUGAAGCAAUCGCUCUGCACCAGCAGAGGGAUUAUAAUCACCUCCUUGAUGAUCUUGAGCAUCGUGCAAUAUCGCGUCAGUUUGAAGUUGAGAAGAUGGGACUUCCAAGGACAGAUUACAAGGCUCGCCAGCAAAUCCUAUCUUUAGUGGCGAAGCAGGGCAAGACACUUAACUCAACACUAGAGAAAUACAACAAUCUUGCAUCCACCAUGGAUCCCCCAAAGCCAAGACUCAGUUGGGAGGAUGUAACCAGCCUCGAGUUCAUAUCAGAUAUCAUGAUUUUAUGGGGCCAUGACGAUGUACGUGAGAAACCAUGGGCAAAGCCCCUUCUUCGCAAGGCCACCCAAGCUUGGCAUAAGCUUCAACGAGCCUGUGAAGAGAUUGACACUGUCAGACUUGAAGCUCGUCGGGUAUGGACCUCGAUGGAAAAUGAGGAGGCUUGGCUGUGA